This is a messenger RNA of Botrytis porri, 2235 nucleotides long. RefSeq lists its product as uncharacterized. Gene Ontology annotation, cellular component: mitochondrial inner membrane. Gene Ontology annotation, biological process: mitochondrial respiratory chain complex III assembly; protein insertion into mitochondrial inner membrane from matrix. Lineage: Eukaryota; Fungi; Ascomycota; Leotiomycetes; Helotiales; Sclerotiniaceae. Gene Ontology annotation, molecular function: ATP binding; ATP hydrolysis activity. Bases 1 to 2235 code for a protein of 744 amino acids. The transcript has a single exon. The record is from RefSeq and is a predicted model, not a curated record.
AUGAACAGUUCCGUUCCUCACAACACGAUGGGGAAUCCCGGACAUCAUCCAACUGAGGAUAGCACUGGGCAGGCACCCUAUGGCUAUUCACAACCUCAUAUAAUCGACAUGUUUUUUCCGGGAUUCUCACUCUUCUCAACUGCUCUGAAGAACUACACCGCCAUCGACCUCAACAUCUACAUCCCUAUGCUCAUGAUCCUGGGUAUGCUAGUAUUCUGUUGGCAAUAUCUCGAAGCAUGGUUCUGGGUUGAGCUUGACGCUCAUUUUAUGUCAACUGCUGAUGUUCGCAUUGACGAUGAAAUGUAUAACAUGGUAAUGGCAUGGAUAUCUGAACAACCAUUUGCGCAACGAUCUCGUCAUUUUGUCGCCAAUACCAACCUGAACAGUCGUCUGUGGUUUAUGUGGAACUUGAAUGAGGAUGAUGAAGAGAAAGAGGAGGAGGAUGAUGACUUUGAGAUCGACGAGGAUGGAAAUCCUGUUCCAAAGAAAGCAUCCGAAAAGGAGAAGAGAGUCCGAUUCACACCAAGCUUCGGAACUCAUUACUUUUGGUACAAGAGGAGAUUGUUGCAAUUCAGACGUUCGCAGACUGCAUCAUUAAACCAUUCGGCUGUGAGCGAAAGAGAGGAAAUUUCAAUUUCUUCCUUUGGUAGAAACCCUCGCAUCCUCAAGGAGUUACUUGACGAGUGCCGCCAAGCCUUUAUAAAAAACGAUGAAAAUAAAACUAUUAUCUACAGGGGCGGUGCCAAGGGAGGUGCCUUCAGUGAGCCGGGCUGGACUCGUCUCCUUUCCCGCACCUCUCGCCCUUUCUCUACGGUUGUUCUCGAUGAAGUGGUAAAGCAAAAUAUCAUUGCCGAUAUGAAAGAUUACCUGCAUCCAUACACUAAGCGAUGGUAUUCUAACCGUGGUAUUCCGUAUCGUCGUGGAUAUUUACUCCAUGGGCCACCUGGCACAGGAAAGAGUUCACUUAGUUUCGCAAUCGCCGGAUAUUUCAAACUAAAGAUCUAUAUCGUUUCUCUGAAUUCCGGUUCGAUGAAUGAAGAAACCCUGAAUAUUCUCUUCGCUGAGCUUCCCAAGCAGUGUGUUGUACUUCUUGAAGAUAUCGAUACAGCCGGGCUUACCCACACUCGUGACGACGAAGAUGAGGAGAGUUUUGAAUUCGAUGAAGAAGCUGGUCCUAGAUCUCCGUUGACCAAGGCAACCAAAGCUAUGGAGGCUAUGACAAAGAAGAAUGGCGGCAAGGAUCAGUCGGGUAAGGUCUCUUUGAGUGCAUUGCUCAAUGUGAUUGAUGGAGUUGCAUCGCAAGAAGGAAGAAUUCUCAUCAUGACCACAAAUCACAUCGAAAAGCUAGAUGAGGCACUUAUCAGGCCCGGCCGAGUCGACAUGACUGUUCACUUUAAUUUGGCUACUAGGGAAAACAUGGAACAAAUCUUCAAAAGUAUCUACGCAACUCUCGAAGGAGACUAUCCUGAGCUCAGAAGCUCUGAGAAUGGAUCCUCCAAUGGCAGCAGCGUUAAAUCAGGAUCUUAUAGAGGAAGAAGUCCGGGGAGUGCUGUCCCAGUCAACAAGCGGGGCAUACACAAGAAGAAGCCUAGAAGUCCUUCGAAAGAAAGAAGAAUACAGGCAGAAUUGGAUCGAAUCAUUGCGGCGGAAGAGGAGCAAAGAAGGAUUGAGGAUGAAGAGAGAAUAGCAAAAUUAGCAGAGCUCUUCAGUGAGAAGGUUCCCGAGGCAAAGUUUAGUCCAGCGGAAAUUCAAGGAUACUUGUUGAAGCAUAAGAGAAAUGCGGAAGAUGCUGUUGAGGGAGCAGAGCAAUGGGUUAAGGAGAGAGAGGAAGAGAAAGAGAGGGCGAAGAUGAAGGAGAGUGAGGAAAGAGAGAAGAGAGAGAAGGAGAGAGAAAAGUUGGAAAAGGAAAUUGAGAAACUGAAGAAGGAAAUGGAGGCUGAAGAAGGCGAUGGUGGUGAAGAUGAUGAGGAUGAGGAAGGAGAUUCUGAAAAGGUAGUGAAAGAAGUUGAAGCCAUCAAGGAGCAGACCGAGAUGGUCAAGAAAGAGGUCGAAGCUCUUGAAGAUGAAGGCUUCGAUGGAAUGGAGAAGAACACCCAGAAGAUGCAGAAGGCUGGAGUUAAGUUGAAGGAUAUCGAAAUGGCAAGUGGGGAGAAAGCCACACAUAAGUCCGAUAUGGAGAUGGUUGAGUAUGCAGAAACUGUAUCUCAGACUGGUCCAGAUGAGAUGCUUGUCUAG